Messenger RNA from Anopheles marshallii, 3366 nucleotides. RefSeq names its product membrane-associated protein Hem (gene Hem). Gene Ontology annotation, biological process: cell morphogenesis; cell projection assembly; cortical actin cytoskeleton organization. The coding region runs from base 1 to 3366 and encodes 1121 amino acids. The transcript has a single exon. Gene Ontology annotation, cellular component: SCAR complex. The record is from RefSeq and is a predicted model, not a curated record. NCBI's taxonomy places the organism in Eukaryota, Metazoa, Arthropoda, Insecta, Diptera, Culicidae.
AUGGCCCGCCAACUGAACCCGAACCAGCAGAAGAUCGCCGAAAAGCUGAUCAUCCUGAACGAUCGUGGUGUGGGGAUACUGACGCGCAUCUACAACAUCAAGAAGGCAUGCGGCGACACAAAAUCCAAACCCGGCUUCUUGUCGGAAAAGUCGCUCGAAUCGUCGAUUAAGUUCAUCGUGAAGCGCUUCCCGAACAUCGACAUCAAAGGGCUUACCGCGAUCGCGAACAUCAAGUCGGAAAUUAUCAAAUCGCUUUCGCUGUACUACUACACGUUCGUCGAUCUGCUCGACUUUAAGGACAAUGUGUGUGAAAUUCUCACCACGAUGGACGCGCUCCAGAUCCAUCUGGACAUUACGCUCAACUUUGAGCUGACGAAGAACUACCUCGACCUGGUAACGACGUACGUGUCGCUUAUGAUACUGCUGUCCCGUGUGGAGGAUCGCAAAGCCGUGCUGGGUCUGUUUAAUGCCGCGUACGAGAUGCAGCACAGCCAGAGCGAUCAGGCAUUUCCGCGGCUCGGUCAGAUGAUCAUCGACUACGACAUGCCGAUCAAGAAGAUGGCGGAAGAGUUCAUUCCGCACCUGAAGCUGCUAUCGAGUGCGAUCAAUUCACUGACGAAGAUUUACUCGAUGCGCAAUCUUAGUGCGGAAAAGUGGCGCGAACUGCAGGUGCUGAGCCUUAUCGGUACGCCCGCGAUGCUGCUGAAAGCGACCAAAACGGACACGAUGUCGUGCGAGUACAUAUCGCUUGAAACGCUCGACCGGUGGGUGAUCUUUGGACUAAUGCUCCAUCACCAGGCACUCCAGACCCAGGGGUUGGUGAGCAAUAUGUGGAUAUCGGCCCUUGAUUCGAGCUGGGUCGUAGCGUUGUUCCGCGAUGAGGUGAUCUACAUCCACCAGUACAUACAGACCAAUUUCGAGGGCAUCAAGGGGUACGGGAAGCGCAUAUCGGAGGUAAAGGAAUGCUACAACCAGGCCAUUCAGAAGGCGGCCCUGCUGCAUCGCGAACGGCGCAAGUUCCUGCGCACGGCGUUGAAAGAGCUCGCCCUGAUCAUGACCGAUCAACCCGGUCUGCUCGGUCCGAAGGCACUGCUCGUGUUCAUCGGGUUGUGCUAUGCGCGGGAUGAAAUUCUUUGGCUCCUGCGGCACAACGAUAAUCCACCGGUUGUGAAAAGCAAGGGCAAAUCGACGGAAGAUCUGGUGGACAGACACCUGCCCGAACUGUUGUUCCACAUGGAAGAGUUACGUGCGCUGGUACGCAAGUACAGCCAGGUGAUGCAGCGCUACUACGUGCAGUAUCUGUCCGGGUACGAUGCGAUCGAUUUGAACUACCGCAUGCAGCAGCUGCAAAUGUGUCCGGAAGAUGAAAGCAUCAUCCUAUCGUCGCUGUACAAGACCGCCACCAGCCUAUCCGUAAAACAGGUGGAAGACAACGAGGUGUUUGACUUCCGCGCGUUCCGACUGGACUGGUUCCGGUUGCAAACGUUCAUGAGCGCCAAAUCGGCCGUACGUAUUGCGGACUUUCCCGAUCUGGCCCGGCUGCUCGAUUCCAUGGUGUUCCAUUCGAAGAUGGUCGACUUUCUGGACGAAUCGCUUGUGGAGACGUCCGAUCUGUCCAUCUUCUGCUUCUACAACAAGAUGUUUGAGGAUCAGUUCCAUAUGUGUUUGGAGUUUCCGGCCCAGAAUCGCUACAUCAUUGCGUUCCCGUUGAUUUGCAGCCAUUUCCAAAACUGCACGCACGAAAUGUGCCCCGAGGAGCGACAUCACAUACGGGAACGGUCACUCUCGGUGGUGAACAUGUUUCUGGACGAGAUGGCCAAAGAAGCGAAGAACAUCAUUACGACGAUCUGUGACGAGCAGUGCAUGAUGGCGGAUGCGCUCCUGCCGAAACACUGUGCGAAGAUUCUGUCCGCUGCGGCCAAUCGCAAGAAGAAGGAUAAGAACAAGAAGCACAUGGACGAUAUCCGACGACCGGGUGAUGAAAGUUACCGGAAGACCCGUGAGCUGCUCACCACGAUGGACAAGCUGCACAUGGCCCUGACGGAACUUUGCUAUGCAAUUAACUAUUGCCCGACGGUAAAUGUUUGGGAGUACGCAUUCGCCCCACGGGAGUAUCUCUGUCAGCAUCUGGAGACGCGCUUUUCGCGUGCCCUUGUCGGGAUGGUCAUGUACAGCCCGGAUACGUCGGAGAUUGCCAAACCUUCGGAGCUGCUGGCCUCCGUACGGGCGUACAUGAACGUGCUGCAAACGGUAGAAAACUACGUCCAUAUUGAUAUCACGCGCGUCUUCAACAACUGCUUGCUGCAGCAGACCCAACCUCAGGAUAGCCACGGCGAAAAGACGAUCGCAGCACUGUACAACACCUGGUACUCGGAUGCGCUGUUACGGAAAGUCAGCGGAGGGAACAUUGUGUUCUCGCUGAACCAAAAGGCCUUCGUAUCGAUAUCGCCCGAGGGCUACAUACCGUUCAAUCCGGAGGAAUUUUCCGACUUUAACGAGCUGCGAGCGUUGGCCGAACUGAUCGGUCCGUACGGUAUCAAGCUGCUGAACGAAUCGCUCAUGUGGCACAUUGCCAACCAGGUGCAGGAGCUGAAGCGGCUGGUCGUCCAGAACAAGGAGGUGCUGAUGAUUCUGCGCAGCAACUUCGACAAACCGGAGAUCAUGAAGGAACAGUUCAAGCGGCUACAGCAGGUCGACAACCUGUUGCAGCGCAUGACCAUCAUCGGGGUGAUCUUAAGCUUCCGCCAGCUGGCCCAGGAAGCGUUGGUCGAUGUGCUGGAGCAGCGUGUACCGUUCCUGCUGUCAUCGAUCAAGGAUUUCCAGGAGCACGUGCCCGGUGGUGACCCACUGAAAACCGUAUCGGAGAUGGCAUCGGCAGCCGGAUUGAAGUGCAAGGUCGAUCCCGCCCUCUCGAACGCACUGAAGGCACAAAAGUCCGAACCGGACGAGAGCGAUCAUCUAAACAUUUGUCUGCUGAUGGUGUUCGUUGCGGUAAGCAUUCCAAAGUUGGCCAAAAACGAAAACUCCUUCUACCGGGCGUCACUAGAAGCACACACGAACAACACGCACUGUAUGGCAGUCGCCAUCAACAACAUAUUCGGCGCCAUGUUUACCAUCUGCGGGCAGAAUGAUAUCGAGGAUCGGAUGAAGGAGUUCCUGGCGCUGGCCAGCUCAUCGCUGCUUCGGCUCGGUCAGGAAUCGGACAAGGAAGCGAUCAAAAAUCGGGAAUCCAUCUACCUGCUGUUGGAUCAGAUAGUGCAGGAAUCGCCCUUCCUCACGAUGGACCUGCUCGAAUCAUGCUUCCCGUACGCGCUCAUCCGCAACGCUUACCAUGCCGUGUACAAGCAGGAACAGCUGAUGCAUUAA